This is a messenger RNA of Nyctereutes procyonoides (raccoon dog), 2147 nucleotides long. It is a transcript of the gene SNX32, whose product is annotated as sorting nexin 32. Bases 246 to 1448 code for a protein of 400 amino acids. NCBI's taxonomy places the organism in Eukaryota, Metazoa, Chordata, Mammalia, Carnivora, Canidae. The transcript is spliced from 11 exons. Gene Ontology annotation, cellular component: endosome. Gene Ontology annotation, molecular function: phosphatidylinositol binding. The record is from RefSeq and is a predicted model, not a curated record.
GGGAGUGAGAGGGCAGUUCGGACAGCUGCCUCAGGAGGCUUCAAGAGCUGGAGAAGCCUACUUCCCCCAGCCUUGCUAGCCUGGGGUGGGGGGUGGGGGGGGCAGAUGCCAACUUGGACUUUGGGCCCUGUUCCUCAACCUAGCUCCUGCUCCCUGCCCCUUGGAGAAAACAAGCAUCUUGUCUAGUCUGCAACUGCCUUUUGCCUCCAACACCAAGUCCUAAGCAUCCCCCAUCCUUCGUCCUGAUGGAAAUCACCAACACCUGCACCACCCAGGCCCACCUUGGGCCUCACCUGGGAUGUGGGGUUGGGGAAGCCCCACAGUGGGUGCUCAGGAUGCCUGAUGAGUGCAGGGUUUGGAAGGGGAGGACAGACACCUCAGACAGGCUUCCUGGCUUCCAGAGCUGCCUCCCUCACUUCACCCAGAUGGAGUUCUCAGUUGUGCGACAGCAUGAGGAGUUCAUCUGGCUACAUGAUGCCUAUGUGGAAAAUGAGGAGUACGCCGGUCUCAUUAUCCCCCCAGCCCCUCCAAGGCCAGACUUUGAGGCUUCAAGGGAAAAGCUGCAAAAGUUGGGUGAGGGGGACAGCUCCAUCACGAGGGAAGAGUUUGCCAAAAUGAAGCAGGAGCUGGAAGCGGAGUAUCUCGCCAUCUUUAAGAAGACAGUUGCAAUGCAUGAGGUCUUUCUGCAGCGCCUGGCAGCCCACCCUACCCUGCGCCGAGACCACAACUUCUUUGUCUUUUUGGAAUAUGGCCAGGAUCUGAGUGUCCGAGGAAAGAACAGGAAGGAGCUCCUUGGGGGAUUUCUGAGGAAUAUUGUUAAAUCUGCAGAUGAAGCCCUCAUCACCAGGAUGUCAGGGCUCAAGGAGGUGGAUGACUUCUUUGAGCAUGAGAGGACCUUCCUGCUGGAGUACCACACCCGCAUCCGGGACACCUGCCUGCGGGCAGACCGUGUCAUGUACUCCCACAAGUGCUUGGCAGACGAUUAUAUUCCUAUCUCUGCUGCACUGAAUAGUCUGGGAGUACAAGAAGUCAACCAACUGAAGAUGAGCUUCCUCAAAUUGGCAGAAUUCUUCGAAAGGCUAAGGAAGCUGGAAGGCCGAGUGGCAUCUGAUGAGGAUCUUAAGCUGUCAGACAUGCUGAGAUACUACAUGCGAGACUCACAGGCAGCCAAGGACUUGCUGUACCGGCGGCUCCGAGCACUGGCUGACUAUGAGAACGCCAACAAGGCACUGGACAAAGCACGCACCAGGAACCGAGAAGUGCGGACUGCUGAGAGCCACCAGCAACGGUGCUGCCAACGCUUCGAGCGUCUCUCUGACUCAGCCAAGCAGGAGCUCAUGGAUUUCAAGUCCCGCCGUGUCAUCUCCUUCCGCAAGAACCUCGUAGAGUUGGCAGAGCUGGAGCUCAAACACGCAAAGGGAGGUGGAACCCAAGACACUUGGGUCUGAAGUCCUGGGCUCCACCUGACUCAGCCCCACCCUGGACUCCAGUCACAUCUGCAGAAGGCCAAAGGCUCAACUUGGCUUCUGACUCAUAGAAGCAACUGGACCCGGCCCUCUUAGAGGAGUCAGUCAUCCAUGAAAGCAAGCAGACGAAAACCAGAGAGAACCCCAAAGACAGAAGAGUUCAAAAGGAACUCUGUAACUUGCAGUCUCACAGCCUACCAUUAGGCAGGCCUGAGCAUGGGGUCGGAGAAUAGCCCUCACUGCCCAGCUGUCCACCUGGGUAAGAAGUUACAGGGGAAAGAGUUCAGACAAAACAACACUUCUGCCCAAAGGGCUCUUGCAGCCAGCAGCAGACACACCCUCAUUCAGCUACCUCCUAAACAGUUUGGCCCCAACUGAGGCACCACCUAUGAGUGGUGACCAUCAGAAGGAGACUCAGCCCAUCUCUGGGGCCCAAUGAAGGGGGUGGAUGGAGGCCAGGUGUAGAGGAGAUAGAUGCUGCUCAUUACCUCAGCAGACCUUCCCCCGCAAGAUCCCUUGGGCCCCAACCCUGAAACAAACAUCCCAUUAGUGAGCCUUUUUAUUGUUGUGUGUGUUGUUUUUUUUUUAAUUGAAGGUCCCUUACUGGUCCUGUUUCCAUGAGUGCCAAGACCAGGGGAAAAGGGGAGGGGAACCAGGUGGCGCAAGGAAGGGUCAUCUCCA